Rotaria sp. Silwood2 is the source of this 587-nucleotide messenger RNA. The record is from the annotation of a GenBank genome assembly. Lineage: Eukaryota; Metazoa; Rotifera; Eurotatoria; Philodinida; Philodinidae.
AUGGAUACGGACAAUGACAAUUUUAUUUCUCAUAAUAAAACUGAAUUGAAUAGAAAAGUAAGCACAUCAGGUCGAAGUAUUUCAAUUGAAGAUUGGUCGGAUAUUGAAAGUAUUAUAUCAAGUUAUUCGUCAAUAUUUCAAAAUCAAUAUUCAUUAUGUCGUUCAUUUGAUAUAUCUGAUCGUAAAUCAGCUUUAAUAUAUUGGUCAGAAUUUGCAAGUCAAAGAGCUUUAAAACUCAUUAACUUUUUUCAAGAAAUAGACGAAUUCGAAAAUCUAAAUAGUGAUGAUCGAUUUACUUUGAUAAAAUAUAAUCUUCUUUCCUUAUAUUUGAUACAAAAAUGUCUAAAUUAUAAUCCAUUAACUGGAACAUUUAUCAAUAGAAAAAAUGAAGAUGUUUUAAAACGCCGUCAAUUUUUUGCUUUAUGCUAUGGAACAAGUGGUAUUCGUGAGAGUUUCAUGAGUUUAAUACGGUCUUUUUCAAAAGUUACUGAACAAGAUUCAAUUUUAAUAAAUCUUCUUCUUGUUGUAUUACUUUUCUCCAAAGGUUUAUCAAUGAAUGAAACUGAACCUGAAUUAAAUGAUGAACU